GUCAAACAAAACCAUCUCCCUCUCUCUAUAUAUGUCUUAUAUAAGCCGAGGUUACUGUAUGAAGAGAGCAUCUGUGUAGAAUUCUGGGAUUGAGAGCCAUGGGAACUCAAGCAUUUACGCCAGACUACUCAAAAGAAGUCGAUCAACGAACUGCACAACAGAAGGCAAUAGACGAAUGGUUGCCGAUUACUUCAUCGAGGAAUGCAAAAUGGUGGUACUCAGCUUUCCACAAUGUUACUGCAAUGGUUGGUGCCGGAGUUCUCAGUCUCCCCUAUGCCAUGGCAGAACUAGGAUGGGGCCCUGGAGUGACUGUGCUGGUUAUAUCUUGGAUUGUCACUUUAUACACUCUAUGGCAAAUGGUUGAAAUGCAUGAAAUGGUUCCUGGAAAACGUUUCGACAGAUAUCAUGAACUCGGACAACAUGCAUUUGGUGAAAAACUUGGUCUUUACAUUGUGGUACCACAGCAACUAAUUGUUGAAGUUGGGGUCGACAUAGUUUACAUGGUUACAGGAGGGAGAUCUUUGAUGAAAUUCCAUGAUUUAGUAUGCAAAGAUUGCAAGGAUAUUAAGCUUACCUAUUUCAUCAUGAUCUUCGCCUCAGCCCACUUUGUGUUAUCUCAUCUUCCCAAUUUCAAUGCAAUAUCCGGUGUAUCUUUGGCUGCAGCCGUUAUGUCCUUGAGUUAUUCAACUAUAGCUUGGGGUGCAUCAGUCGACAAGGGUGUGCAAGCAGACGUUCAAUACGGCUACAAGGCUACGACUACAGCAGGAACUAUUUUCAACUUCUUUAGUGCCUUGGGUGAUGUAGCUUUUGCUUAUGCCGGUCACAACGUCGUGUUGGAAAUUCAAGCUACGAUUCCUUCUACACCGGAGAAGCCUUCUAAGGGACCUAUGUGGAGGGGAGUGAUUGUUGCUUAUAUAGUCGUUGCAUUGUGCUACUUUCCUGUUGCACUUAUCGGGUAUUGGAUGUUCGGCAAUAAAGUUGACGACAACAUUCUUAUCUCGUUAGAAAAACCUGUAUGGCUAAUUGCCAUGGCCAACAUGUUUGUCGUGAUUCAUGUCAUUGGGAGCUAUCAGAUUUAUGCAAUGCCAGUUUUUGAUAUGAUUGAAACUGUACUUGUAAAAAAACUAAAAUUCAGGCCUAGUUGGAUGUUGCGAUUUGUUACGAGGAAUAUUUAUGUUGCAUUUACUAUGUUUGUUGGAAUCACCUUCCCUUUCUUUGGUGGGCUUCUUGGGUUUUUCGGCGGAUUUGCUUUUGCACCAACUACAUACUUUCUUCCUUGCAUAAUGUGGUUAGCCAUUUACAAACCAAGGAAAUACAGUCUAUCUUGGUGGACUAAUUGGAUUUGCAUUGUUCUUGGAGUUAUUUUGAUGAUUGUUGCACCUAUUGGAGGACUAAGGCAGAUUAUUCUCCAAGCAAAGGAUUACGAAUUCUACUCAUAAGUUAAAGAAAUUUAAGAAAUUUCAAGUAGAAUUCUCAAAAACAGAAACUGGAAGGAAUUCUGCCCAUAAAAUCAGACAAAGAUAUUUUGGUGGGAGCUUUUCACUGCUCUGUAUUUCUAUUUCUGCAUUUGGUUGUGUGUAAAUUUGUUUUGGAGACUUUCUUAUAUGUAAUCCCGCAAGUUCAGUAAGGAGAUUUUGAUAGAACUGAACAUUAUUAAGGAAAAAAAAAGUUAAAACUCUUCUUCAUUAUAUUGUGUAAUUCGUGAUAUGUAUUAUGAACCAAACAUGCACUUAAGGUGUGCAUCAUUAGAUUGAAUGGACAUAUGAUCCGUUAUCUUGUAUUGAGAAAUGUGAAAUACGAGUAAUAUUUCUUGCAGCGUUA
This is a messenger RNA of Olea europaea var. sylvestris, 1821 nucleotides long. Its product is annotated as lysine histidine transporter 1-like. The record is from RefSeq and is a predicted model, not a curated record. The coding region runs from base 99 to 1439 and encodes 446 amino acids. Gene Ontology annotation, cellular component: plasma membrane. The transcript has 8 exons. NCBI's taxonomy places the organism in Eukaryota, Viridiplantae, Streptophyta, Magnoliopsida, Lamiales, Oleaceae.